Messenger RNA from Benincasa hispida (wax gourd), 2036 nucleotides. It is a transcript of the gene SIGE, whose product is annotated as sigma factor E. Gene Ontology annotation, biological process: DNA-templated transcription initiation; regulation of DNA-templated transcription. Gene Ontology annotation, molecular function: DNA-binding transcription factor activity. NCBI's taxonomy places the organism in Eukaryota, Viridiplantae, Streptophyta, Magnoliopsida, Cucurbitales, Cucurbitaceae. The record is from RefSeq and is a predicted model, not a curated record.
UCAAUUAUAAACUCAGAUUGUUUGUGGACACCAAAAUUAAGGAAACUGUCAUUUUAAGCUUCUUCUCCUCUCUGAUCCUGGCAAGCCAAAAGGAAAAAUUGAAGCAAAAAGGGAAAAAAGUAAAUAAAAACUUUGCUUUACCUCGAUCUUUGAAGGUUGCUGGAGCUUCUAUAUUGAUUUCUUUUUUUGUUUUUAAGGCUACUUGGUAUGGGAGUCGUGACUGUUUCAAGCUCGGCAGCACGAAGUCCUUUUCGGCUGGGUGCAAAAUUUACUAAUCACAAUUCUACAUUGAAAAGACCAUCGAUUGUCGCUUUUAAAGCGGAUAAGCACACAAACACAACUUUGGUCUCACCGCACGAGCAAGUAACCCUGCCUGUGGAGAGUAAUAACAUAAACAAGAAAAGAUCAGGAAAAACUAGCAAACCUUUGAAGAGAGUUAAAGCUGUCUUGAUCGAUGAAGCUACUCCAUGUACUUUGGAUGUGGAUUACAAUGAGGCUGCUGCUAAACUUGAAAACAUAUUCAAGCUUAGCCCUGUGACAGAGGAUACUGAUAUGGAAAGUAAAGAUGGCAGAUCAAAAAGAGGACAGCAAAGGAGGAAAAAAUCGGACAAGAGACAAAGUGAUGGCAUAGUCAGGAACCAGACUAAAAGGAUUAAGCGACUAGAUCUCGAUAAGAGGAUAGCACUGAGAAGUAACAAGGAGGGCAAAGCAGCUCCUUCAUUAAGGAAACAAAAAGAUACCAAAAAUGAAGAUGAUGAGAUUGAUUGUCUUGUAAGAGACUACUCUGCUUCAACUGAUUUGGUUAGUUUAGACUGGAAAAAAAUGAAGAUUCCUCCCGUUCUUCCUUCAUCAGAGCAUACUCGUUUGUUCAAGUUGGUUCAACCAAUGAAGGCACUUAUUCAAGUACAAGAAGAGCUGCAGAAAGAGUUGGGAAGAGAACCAACUGAAGGAGAAUUGGCGAAUGUGACAAAUAUGAAUGUAAUUCAAGUAAGGAGACAAUUGGAGGUUGGUCGUGCUGCCAGAAACAAGCUCAUCAAGCACAAUCUCCGCCUUGUAUUAUUUGUAAUCAACAAAUACUUUGAAGAUUUUGCAAGUGGCCCAAAAUUUCAAGACCUUUGUCAAGCAGGAGUCAAGGGACUCAUUACAGCGAUUGAUCGAUUUGAGCCAAAGAGGAAAUUCCGGCUAUCGACUUAUGCUUUAUUUUGGAUAAGGCAUGCUAUUAUUCGGUCAAUGACUUUGUCAAGCUUCACACGUGUCUCAUUUGGACUUGACUCGGUAAGAGUUGAAAUUCAAAAAGCUAAACUCGAGUUAUCAUGUGAGCUUCAUAGAUUACCAACAGAGGAAGAGAUAAUUGCAAAAGUUGGCAUCUCACCUGAGAGGUACCUAGAAGUAAUGAGGGCUACAAAACCAGUUUACUCUCUCCAUUCUAAGCAUUCAACUACAUCAGAAGAGUUUAUCAAUGGGAUCACUGAUGUAGAAGGUACCGGAGGCGACAACCGAAGGCAACCAGCUCUUCUGAGGCUUGCUUUAGACGAUGUGCUUGAUUCUCUUAAGCCAAAGGAGAGCUUGGUGAUUAGACAGAGAUAUGGUCUCGAUGGCAAAGGAAACCGAACAUUAGGUGAGAUAGCCGGAAAUCUAAAUAUUUCAAGGGAAAUGGUCCGAAAGCAUGAAGUGAAAGCUCUCAUGAAGCUCAAGCAUCCUGCAAGAGUGGAUUACCUUCGACGAUAUUUAGUCUGAACCGAUGAGAUCAUCAUGCUUUGUUUCAAUGAUCUUGUACUCUGGAUAAUUUCUUAUGGCCAAAACAUCUCAAGGGGCAAGAGAAUUGUACCAUAUAUUUGUAACUACUUGAACAUAGGAACCUCACACCAUAUGAUUCAUAUUUUGAAGGAUAUACAAUUGGCAGCUCUGCUACUUUCUUUGUAGGAAGAAGGCAGUUUGAUAGGAGAAGAAUAGCAACUAAAAGACAGGAAUGCUUAUAACCCCCCCUUGUAUACUUCGUAUGUGAUACAAAUAUAUUAUACUGUUUAUAAGUUACA